Molecule: messenger RNA, 1908 nt
Organism: Capronia coronata CBS 617.96
Lineage: Eukaryota; Fungi; Ascomycota; Eurotiomycetes; Chaetothyriales; Herpotrichiellaceae
Product: mitochondrial Rho GTPase 1
Exons: 1
Coding region: 1-1908 (635 amino acids)
Biological process (GO): regulation of mitochondrion organization; mitochondrion organization; small GTPase-mediated signal transduction
Cellular component (GO): mitochondrial outer membrane
Molecular function (GO): calcium ion binding; GTP binding; GTPase activity
Source: RefSeq, a predicted model, not a curated record
AUGGCCACGGUCAGAAUAUGCGUCUGCGGUGACGAGGGCUGUGGUAAGUCCAGUCUUAUCACGUCUUUGGUGAAAGAUACCUUCGUCAGCAGCAGGAUCCAAGCAGUCCUUCCCCAGAUCACCAUUCCGCCGACCUUAGGGACCCCGGAAAAUGUGACGACCACCAUCGUGGAUACCUCUGCCCUCCCACAAGACCGUGCGAAUCUAGCCCGGGAAUUGAGAAAAUGCAAUGUGAUUCUCUUGGUCUAUUCCGACCACUACAGCUAUGAAAGAGUUGCCUUGUUUUGGUUGCCAUACUUCCGUUCCCUCGGCGUCAAUCUGCCUGUCAUAUUAUGUGCCAAUAAAUCCGAUCUGGUAACCAGCAGUACCCCGGCUCAGAUCAUGGAAGAAGAGAUGUUACCGGUCAUGUCAGAGUUCAAGGAGAUCGAUUCUUGUAUUCGCACCAGUGCUCGCAAUCAUUACAAUGUCAAUGAAGCCUUUUUCCUCUGUCAGAAGGCUGUUACCCAUCCAAUCGCACCCUUGUUUGAUGCCAAAGAGUCCGCCCUCAAACCCGCGGCUGUAGCUGCUUUGCUGCGCAUAUUCUAUCUGAGCGACAAGGACAAGGAUGGCCUGUUGAGUGACAAGGAGAUGGAGGAGUUUCAGAUCAAGUGCUUUGACAAAGGGCUGAGUCCAGUGGAUUUGCAGCAUAUCAAAGAGACCAUUCAGAGCCAGAUACCUGGGGCAGCUUCGGACCGCGGCAUUACUGCGCAAGGCUUCCUUCUGCUGAACAAGCUCUACGCUGAGAAGGGUCGCCAUGAGACGAUAUGGGUCAUUCUCCGCACAUUCCAAUACACAGACAGCUUGUCCCUACAGGAAUCAUUCCUCCACCCGAGGUUCGAAGUCCCAGAAUAUGCAUCGGCUGAACUCUCUCCUGCCGGCUAUCGGUUUCUUGUUGACCUCUUCCUGACGUCUGAUCGCGAUAAUGACGGCGGUCUAAAGGACGAGGAACUCGCCUCUCUCUUUGCCCCGACACCCGGAAUCCCCCAGCUUUGGAUCGACAACAAUUUCCCUUCCUGCACUGUCCGAAACGACGCCGGGCAUGUCACACUGCAAGGCUGGCUGGCCCAGUGGUCGAUGACAACCUUCACGUCGCCCAAGACUACUCUAGAAUAUCUGGCGUAUCUGGGGUUUGAAUCUCCCGACCGGUCAGAUCCCGGCACCACCGCCGCCCUCAAGUUGACGAAACCGCGCAAACGCCGGCGACGGCCAGGACGUGUUGGUCGGAAUGUCAUUCUUGCUCACGUCCUCGGCGCUCCACAUUCAGGCAAGUCAGCUUUGCUCGAUGCGUUUCUGGCCCGUCCUUUCAACAAUUUAUAUCUGCCGACAAUCCAACCUCGAGUGGCUGUCAAUACCGUGGAACUGCCCGGGGGCAGGCAGUGCUACUUGAUAUUGAAAGAAUUAGGCGAGUCGGAGGCUGCGGUACUGGAGAACAAGAGCAAACUGCUGGAUCAAUGCGACGUCAUCGUCUAUACCUACGACUCGUCGGACCCAGACUCCUUCGCGUACAUCCCCAAUAUUCGAAAGACUUAUCCACAUCUCGAAGAUUUACCUGCGUUGUACGUUGGUCUGAAGGCGGAUCUCGACCGGACCACACAAAGGGCAGAGCAUCAACCUGACGAAUAUGUUGCCCACAUCCAACGGAUGCCCCAGGGGCCCCCUAUUUCCACGAGCGUAACCUGGCCUUCAAUCCAGGAGCUUUUUGUGGCUAUCUCAGAAGCAGGACUGGAGCCCGUCACAGCAUAUCCCCGACCGCUUGAAGCAGACGACAACGGACAGCUCAUGCGAUAUGGCCUGGUGUUAGGCGCGGUAGUCUGCGCUGCCGCCGCAGCUGUGGUCAUAUGGAAAAGGUCAGCCACUCCAGCUGGAUGA